Molecule: messenger RNA, 3369 nt
Organism: Aspergillus terreus NIH2624
Lineage: Eukaryota; Fungi; Ascomycota; Eurotiomycetes; Eurotiales; Aspergillaceae
Product: putative translation regulator (Cya5)
Exons: 2
Coding region: 1-3369 (1122 amino acids)
Molecular function (GO): protein binding
Source: RefSeq, a predicted model, not a curated record
AUGGCGGGCUAUCCCUCGGAUGUGAAUUCGGCGCUUCUCGCUCGGUUAUCCAAUUCGGCGCAUGUUACCGACCACCGGCAUGCAAAGCGGAUCUUCGAUGAGAUUACACCUGGUUGUCGAUCUCCCGAUGACUAUUUGAAUAUGGCGAAGUCGUAUCUAGCUGCGGGAAAGGAGUUUGAUAUGAUUGGGUUGUGCCAGAGCGCCGUUUCUCAGGGCACCGGGGCUCCAUGCUGGGCUUUUGCGAUUGCACACUUUGUGAACACUUCGCAGUGGGAAGCCACAGAGGCGCUGUGGAACAUCCGACCGACGUCAGCAGACCAUGAUCUGCGACAUUUCGUGGCUUCCCACUUGGAUCCUUCAACGGCGUCGAAGGUCUUGCUUUCCUUGGCUACAUUCCUUCUUGAGCAAGGCUCUGACUCUCCAGCGCGUGACCUUGCUCGGUUUCUACUCGAACAUGCCUUUGCCACUUUGGAUAUUAUCGAGGACACAUCGACAGAAACUCUCCUGCUACUUCUGCGAGAGUACAACGCACUAUCCGUCCUCACUCCGGGACAUUAUUUCGCCCUCAUCAAAACACUUCAAUCAUCAGAGGAGAGAACGACUUUUGCUCGGUCAUUAGUGGUAUAUCGCAACUUUCGUUGGCAGAUGGAUGGAGAAGUGCCACCUGCCAAGCUCCUGGGACAGCUUAUUCGAAGGCUGACUUCAUUCCAAAUGACGACUGGAAUCCGGUAUAUCCUGGAUGAACUCACUCAUUUUUAUGGGAGACCGUCGGUGGAUGCGUACAAACAUGCUCUCAUUGCUUUCUCGAGGACCGGCGAUGUCGCUAAUGUCAACGAAAUAUUCGAGAAAUUUGUAGCGGACCAUGGAAAGCCGUCAAGUCGAAGACUCGUGACUCCACUCCUGUACGCCCAUGCGAGACUGGGCAAUGUGCAAGACACAUUACGUCAAUUUGAGAGAAUCUCGAGCGAGUUUGGGUUGAAGCCGAACACGGUCUGUUGGAACAUUCUGCUCACUGCAUACGCCAACGCCGACGAUUUGAAUGGCAUAUUUAAAACUUUCAGGCAGAUGCUUGAGAACGGGAUUGAACCCAACGCCCAUUCCUUCGGCAUCCUAAUGGGACAGUGUGCUAAUAGGGGCGACGUUGACACCGUUCGUCAGAUCCUCGCACUUGCUAAGAAACGCCACGUGCAAAUCGCAUCACCGAUGCUUGACACCAUUGUGGAGGCCUAUUGCAACAACCAACGGCUCGAUAUCGCGGAGAGCGUCGCAGAGACAUGCCUUGGUAUGGAAGUCAAGGGCUCUCGAGUGAGAAUGUGGAACAUUCUCCUCUGGAAUUAUGCAUUCAGGAUAGAUCUGGAAUCCAUUUCCAGGAUCCGCUCACGCAUGGAUGCGGCCGGCCUGCAGCCUGAUGAUAUGACGUACGCUGCGCUUAUGCUCAGCUUGGUGCUUAUAGGGCAAACUGACUCAGCCCGCCGCAUCCUUCGAACGCUUCACAGAAGCCAUAGGAUCUAUGCUACGGAAUUCCACUACGCCAUCAUCUUGUAUGGCUAUGUGAAGGAUCGGAACCGUGACAUGGUACACAUCAUCUUUCGUGAGAUCAAAGAGCGAUUCGAGAGACCUGGGUUCAGUUCAACUCUACUCACCCUCAAAAGUCAGUUGCAGCGCGAUUUGCAGGCUCUGAAGGAUGGUGGGAGAGCGACGAACAGCGCGAACGUUCGACUCGAGAAUGCCGAGAAAUUCCUCUCCGAGGCCAUUGCGGACUUUGAUAUGACGAAAUUGGCGACGAAGCAGCCUCUUCCCGGUGCAGGUAAACAACCAGUUGGCAAAGCUUUCCCUGCCAUGUAUUACGAAUAUAUGAUUACUGCUUAUGGAAGGAGAGGAGCUUUUGAAAGGGCUCGGCAGCUGUUCGAUCAGUACAUACAGGCACAGAACCCUUCGUCUCUGGAGAAUGCUUAUGAUAUAGCGCCUCUUCGUCUCCUCUCUGCCCUGAUGCUGGCAUAUUUGAAGGCAGAGCACUACAAGGAAGUUGAACAAUGUUGGAAAAUGGCCUUCCCACGUGCGAAAGAGAUCGCACGCCCUCCUUCCAUCGAUGAAUGGCUUUCAAAUCAGUUGCCUUCCGCAGAUACUAUCGAUCCGCCUCGACCUUCUCGGGCCAUUUCAGUGGACAACCCGGGUGAUUUCUUGCUGGGUUCAGAUAUCUCAAAGCCUGCUAGAGCCAAGAAGAAGCCACCGAUUCUACCAGCAUGCCGAUUUAUGUUAUCUCGCCCACUGUCCCUUUACAUGCGUUCUUUGGCCUAUCGGAAUGAACCUUCCAAGAUACACCAAGUCGUGGCAGAGGUGCAACGCGCAGGCUUUGUUUUGACGACGUAUAACUGGUCCACCUUUGUGCAGAUGUUAGCCUCUUCUGACAAGCCCUCGGACCAAGUUCAAGCGUUCAGCAUUUUCGAAGAAAAGUUCAUGCCUAAUUUCCCAGGGUGGAACAACCUUCGCCGGGGAUAUGGGCUGAAACCACCCGGUGUGCCCUCGACUAUUGAUGUGAUAGAGCAUCCUAGACGCGGCAAGCACCCCAACAUCUUGGGCAAAGAGGGCCGGCGCUACUGGAGCAAGAUCCAACCCGACUUUAUGCAACCUACCUAUGUCUCCAUGGUAUACUUAGCGUCUGCACUGCUUGGAUUCCGGGAGCGAAGCAUCAUUGACGGAGGCGCCGAAGUCAAGUCUCUCUAUCGAGUCGCUCCGAAAACGAUUGAGGCUGUCGCUGAUAUGCCUUAUCUACGCGAGAAAUUUCAAGGCGUACUUCUCCGCCGUCGGCAGGAGCAAGGUGACAAGAAGCAGGACGUGGAUCGAUUGGACCACUACGUGUGGACGGGAGGCAUCCUUGGCGUUGGAGGUCAACCCCGGGGCUUAACAGAGGAGCGUGUACCAGCCCAGGAUCAAGAACAUGCCGACCAUACCAUUGACAAGACUGGAACGGACACCGACAUUGGUCUACAAGGUGGUCACAUACCGGAGGCACCCCAGAAGACGCUCGAUCCUCAAGAUGAAUACGACAUUGAAGUGGAAUCUCUACUAGAGAGUCGACGUAACUCGACCGAAGCCGAUGAUGAAGUGCUCGAUAGUGAACACCGUGUGGAUUCGGAUAGGGACAGUGAGCCAGAUGUCUUGAUGGACAGUGAAGGGCCGGACUUGAGUGAAGAAGAUGAUCGUGCAUCUGCGAAGGAGCAAUCUCAGGAAGUACAGGGAUCCAACGAGGCCAAACCAGCCGGCGAAAGCCCGUCCUAUUUUGUGAUUCUGUUCGUCUCCGUUAUUAAAUCUCAGCUAGCACCUGGUGUUGUGGCAGAAAAGCUGAGUCAGCGCGAGAGUGCCGCGUAG